Messenger RNA from Puccinia triticina, 2580 nucleotides. RefSeq lists its product as uncharacterized. Gene Ontology annotation, molecular function: DNA helicase activity; ATP hydrolysis activity. The transcript is spliced from 18 exons. The record is from RefSeq and is a predicted model, not a curated record. Gene Ontology annotation, biological process: DNA repair; telomere maintenance. Lineage: Eukaryota; Fungi; Basidiomycota; Pucciniomycetes; Pucciniales; Pucciniaceae. The coding region runs from base 1 to 2580 and encodes 859 amino acids.
AUGCUAUUCAACGCAUCCAGAAACCGGUGUCUGUCUUUCUUCUUCAUUCAACUGGUUGAUGCCCUACAAGGAGCAGUUCCCAGCAACAUCAAGGAUCUAGAGGCGGCGGGCAAGUCCUUGCACUCCGCAACCGCCUCCGCCACAGCCGCCGCAACAGAGGAACAUCAAUAUUGGAUGCCACCCGCGGAGCUUCCCUUUUUGGUCCGCCAUUUCUCAUCAGUCCAGCUUCCUCUUGAUACCGGACAUCUUAUUCCAGCAUUAAGCUUCCCACAAGACGCAGAUACAAAAACUCUUGCUAAUUUUUAUGCCACAUUCGAGGUCCACUAUAACAGCUUGACAGAAGACAACCCAUACUACGAGAUCAUCAGAUAUACCCAUCAGAGCAACAUUCCAGUCCAACAUCAAAAUUUAUUCAUAGAUUUUUGCUUCAAAAACAUUAUGGAGAGGCACAGUCACGAAAUUGUGGAUAUGCACUUCCAGAAAUGGCUUGCAGUUCUCUCGAGUGCUCUGAACGUAGCUGAAAAGAAGAAAGAUUCCAAAGCACCACGCAUGGCCACAUCUAUGUUGUGGGGCCUCUAUAGCCUCAAAUUUUCGAAACCACUACAGGAAGUAACCCUUCGACUGUCUCCACUGGAGAACAUACCAAAAAGCCGUCUAAACCCACCCAAGAUUCCUGCGCCGACCGGUUCCACGAAUCCGUCGAGGCUUCAAGGACCAGACAGAUUGCGCGGAGAGAUGGCGGUGAAGCAGAAGCAUUAUGCGGUCCGGGUCGGCAGAGAAGGCGCCAAGAUCUACGACAACUGGAAAGACACCGAGCGCGCCGUCAGGAACUUCCCCUAUGCCCAACACAAGAGCUUCCCCUCGCGCGAGCAGGCGCAGAAAUAUCUCGACGACCAUGUCCCGCUGAAGCUCUCGGAAACGCAGAUCCUCAAGCGGGUCUAUGACCGUGCGAUGGAUGGCGACACGAGUGACGCCCUGCCGCCGAAGAAGAAGAUCAUGCUAUCGCCCUCAGAGCCGCCGUCUGUCGGCUCCGAGCCGCCGCCGUCCUUCGACGACCCGCGCUUCACGCCCGGCGGCAACUUCUUCUCGCCCUCGCCGGCCCCCGAGCCGUCGUCGGUUGUCGACAACAAACCACGCAUCUCCACUCGACCCGCCCGGCCCCACCAGCAUCCCGUCGACCCGGACUUCUCGGGAUUGUCUGUUGACCAGGCCCGGGUCUUCCGGACGGUGAUCGCUGGCGGAUCCGUCUUCUUCACCGGCUCUGCGGGAACGGGAAAGUCCCAUCUCCUAAAACAGAUGAUCCGCCACAUCCGGAACAACACGAUGAGAGACGUCCAUGUGACCGCCUCGACCGGCAUCGCGGCCUCGUUGAUCAAAGGCACCACCCUGCAUUCUUUCGCCGGCCUCGGCCUCGCUAACGAGAAGGUGGAAAACUUGUACUAUAAGAUCAUGAAGAAUGAGUACGCUCGCAAACGGUGGAACGCGGUGGAUGUGUUGAUUAUCGAUGAAGUUUCGAUGAUCGACGGGGACUAUUUCGACAAACUGAACCAGCUCGCCAAGCGGGUGCGCGACACGACGGAGCCGUUCGGCGGCAUCCAGCUCAUCCUCACCGGCGACUUCUUCCAACUGCCCCCAAUCACCAGGCCGGGUCGAGAUGCAAAGCGGGUGCCGUACCUCUUCGAAUCCGAGUCCUGGGACGAAUGUGUGACCCAGACCAUCGUCCUCAAACACGUCUUUCGUCAAUCCGACCAAGUUUUCGUCGACCUUCUGAAUGAGAUCCGGAUGGGCACCGUGUCGCCCCGGACGAGCGAGAUCAUGGCCUCGCUGACUAAACCAGUGAAAUACGAGGACGACAUCCUUCCUACCGAACUCUAUCCGAGAAAGCAUGACGUCACUCUGGCCAAUCAGGAACAUUUGAAGAGCCUCAGGUCGCCCGAAGUUCUCUUCACGGCUGAGGACGUUCGGACGUCUAAAUGCCAGAUCAGCGACUCCGAACUCUCGCGACAUCUGGACAAAAAUACCCUAGCUCCCUAUCAAUCAGUCUUGAAGGUGGGCGCACAGGUCAUGUUGAUCAAAAAUCUCAGAGACUAUAAGCUGGUGAAUGGGUCCGUCGGUGUCGUCACUGGCUUCUACGCGGAUGGGGGAGCAGAAGACGCCGCACAUGGCGAGAAAGCAGGGCCGAACAGACUGACAAAUACGCGCCCAUUCAAUAACAAUCAAAGCAAGGAGAAGCUGUGGCCCAAAGUCCGAUUCACCACCGGCCAGACCGUCCUUCUGAGACCGUCCGAGUUCGAGUACGAGAACUCUCAGGGAGAAGUCAUCGGUUCGCGGUUACAGGUCCCCUUGAUUUUGGCUUGGGCAUUGAGUAUCCAUAAAUCUCAGGGCCAAUCGCUGGAUCGCGUAAAGAUCGACCUCCAACGUGCUUUCGACUUCCCUUCGGCCUUAUAUAUUGGACAGGUCUAUGUAGCGUUAUCACGGGCGACAAGUUUGAAUCGGAUCCAAGUUCUCGGCUUCACCGCUUCAAAAGUGAUGGCUAAUAAGGUUGUCGUCGAAUGGGCGAAGAAAUCCCUCUUGAAUUAA